GGGAGGCGUGUGUCCCAAACCGACCAGUGAGCCGGCGGGGACCCCGCCCCGCCCCUGCGCGCCCCACCCCGCCCCACCAAGAAGGGCGCGGAGCCUGAUGGGACCGCACCGGGGCGCACCAUGGUGGACCCCGCAGCGCUGCGCGACUGCCAGGCGUGGAAGGAUGCUGGCCUCCCACUCUCCACCCCAAGCAACGAGGCCUGCAAACUGUUUGAUGCCACCCUGACCCAGUACGUGAAGUGGACCAACGACAAGACCCUCGGCGGCAUCGAGGGCUGCCUGUCGAAGCUGAAGGCAGCAGAUCCGAGCUUCGCGAUGGGCCACGCCAUCUCUACUGGCCUCGUGCUCAUCGGCACCGGAAGCUCCGUGAGGCUGGACAAAGAGCUGGACCUGGCCGUGAAGAACAUGGUGGAGAUUUCCAACCGCCAACCCCUGACGCAGCGGGAGCGGCUGCACGUGUCCGCGGUGGAGGCCUUCGCCAGGGGGGACUUCCCCGGAGCCUGCGAGCUGUGGGAGCAGAUCCUUCGGGACCACCCGACCGACAUGCUGGCUCUCAAGUUCUCCCACGACGCCUACUUCUACCUGGGCCAGCAGGAGCAGAUGCGGGACUCUGUGGCCCGGAUCUACCCCUUCUGGACGCCUGACCUGCCCCUCAGCAGCUACGUGAAAGGCCUAUACUCCUUCGGGUUGAUGGAAACCAACUUCUACGAUCAGGCGGAGAAGCUCGCCAAGGAGGCGCUGUCUGUGAACCCGGCGGACGCCUGGUCGGUGCACACCGUCGCCCACGUCCACGAGAUGAGGGCGGAGGUCAAGGACGGGCUGGACUUCAUGCAGCGCUCGGAAGCCCACUGGAAGGGCUCCGACAUGCUGGCCUGCCAUAACUACUGGCACUGGGCUCUGUACCUGAUCGAGAAGGGCGAAUACGAGGCCGCGCUGACCAUUUACGACGACCACAUCCUCCCCAGCCUGCAGACCAGUGGCACGAUGCUGGACGUGGUGGACUCCUGCUCCAUGCUGUACCGGCUGCAGAUGGAAGGGGUGUCCGUGGGCGACCGGUGGCAAGCCGUCCUGCCGGUGACCCGGAAGCACAGCCGUGACCACGUCCUGCUGUUCAACGACGCACACUUUCUGAUGGCAUCGCUGGGCGCUCGGGACGCCCAGACCACGCAGGAGCUGCUGGCCACCCUGCAGGACGUCAGCGAGUCCCCCGGGGAGAACUGCCAGCACCUCCUGGCCCGCGACGUGGGGCUGCCCCUGUGCCGGGCGCUGGUGGAGGCCGAGAACGGGAACCCCGACCGCGUGGUGGAGCUUCUCCUGCCCAUCCGCUACCGCGUGGUCCAGAUCGGGGGCAGCAACGCCCAGAGGGACGUCUUCAACCAGCUGCUCAUCCACGCGGCCCUGAGGUGCGGCGCCGGCGCCCACAGGAACCUGGCCCGGAGCCUGCUGAUGGAGCGGGACGCGCUGAGGCCCAACUCGCCCCUGACCGCGCGGCUCAUGCGCAAGGCGGCCUCCGUCCACCUCCUGCAGUGAGCGGGGCCUGCCGGCCACCCCAACGGCAGGUCCACGGCCCCACCGGCUCCUGAGGCUGAGGGGAUGAGCCUGCUAAGGGUGACCUGGGGCCUUGAGCAACCCAGCAAGGGGGGUGCAAAUCUGUGUACUAAUGAUUCAGACUCUUCCUCUAACUGUCGCUAAGGCCCGAGGGCCAGUGUUGCACAGCUGGCCGGACCCGACGUGGGUGCUGCUCCCCUCGCUGGCCCUGCGCACUGGCGUCCUCCCCGUCUCGCCCGGGACCCUCGCCCCUCCUGGCACCUCCUGGCUGUUCGAGUGUGGGCAGCAAGGGUGGGGUGGGGGCGGCUCAGCUCGGGAAGUGUCUCCACGGCCCCGAGGGGCAGCCCCCACUCCAGGCUGCUUUUGGGGAAAACCCUCAUUGUCUUCACGUCCUGGGUUCGGUGGUCCGUUUCGGGGGGGGGGGGGUGGGAGGAGCCCGUGGCGGGCAGUGCCUUGCCCAGGUCACUGCGGAGACUCACCGCAGGCCCCCUUCCUCCCCGAGAGGGAGCCCGUCCCAGCCUGUAGCCUCAGCCCAGCGGCCGCGCCCGUGCACCCUGCACGGAAGCACAGGCCCGCGGGUGCCCUCCUGCUGCCUCUGGAGAGCAGCCUGGGAGCUGUCCCGGGGGCCCUUGGUGUCAGCGACUGGGGCUCGUCUCCUCUUUACUCUAAACUGCAUCUCAGGGAGAGGCCUCCGUACUUGGCUUCCUUUGCCGACUGUGACUUCAGUCUCGCAGACGCAGGGCACCGGGCGGGCGUGCUUCCUGGGGUGCGAGGGUCGAGCUCGGGUUGCCCUGUGGCGGCAGAAGCCAAAGCACUGGGACACGCGGCGGUGGCAGCAAGCCUGGAGCCAGUCCUGUAAGCGGGCUUGGCCCCUGCUGCACCCCAAACCUGCCCCAGGUCCCUCCUGAGUGGGCACAGGUUUCCGUUUAAGGCGCCAACUCAGGUGUGCCGCGUGACGCCGGAACCCCCAGAGGGGGGAGGGCUCUCAGGCUGUGUGGGUGCGGCCUGAGGUCGGGGAGGGCCCCGAAUGGAUCAGCAAAUUCCUGGGAUUCAAGUAAUUUAGCGUCCCCGGCCAGGUCACUCGGUUGGUUAGAGUGUUGUCCCGAUACGCCAAGGUUAGGGGUUCGAUCCCUGGUCAGGACACCUGCGCGAAUCAGCCAAUGAAUGCGUGAAUGAGUGGAACAACAGAUCGAUGCUUCUCUUUCUCUCGAAUCAGUAACAAAUAAAAUAGUUGA
This is a messenger RNA of Phyllostomus discolor (pale spear-nosed bat), 2783 nucleotides long. RefSeq names its product tetratricopeptide repeat domain 38 (gene TTC38). Gene Ontology annotation, molecular function: protein binding. The record is from RefSeq and is a predicted model, not a curated record. The transcript has 14 exons. Lineage: Eukaryota; Metazoa; Chordata; Mammalia; Chiroptera; Phyllostomidae. The coding region runs from base 121 to 1530 and encodes 469 amino acids.